AUGUUGCCGACGAUCCCGAAGCGUGGCCGUGCACCAAAGCCUUUCGACGCGGGGCCUUCGAUCCCUACGCCUGGUCGCCCAGACCGUGAAACUGGUGAGGCAGGUGGCAGAGCCCUCUCAGUCGAGUUGGCAUCUCCACUCGGGGCCACAGGGGUAUUUGCUAGUAAGUCCUCACAUGGGCGAGGUCAUCUGCUGCACCUGGGCACAUUUUCCAGCAUCGGCUUUGGUGGCGCCGUUACCACCCAGGACCAUCCCGCUCCUACAAGUGCCGGUGAGGCGGUUCGUGUGGGCCGCGACGGAGGCCAGCCGCAGUGCAGCCUUCGCCCCACAGUCAUGGACAAGUUGGCUACUGGACCGACUGCCGCUGGUGUGCUACCUCUUCCCAAUGAGGCCACUUCUCUGCAAGCAGCGGAUUUGGUGACAGGCACGCCGAUGAUCAGCAGCGUCCCCACAUCUAACCAGUCCACCCCCGUCGCUGACACCCGGUCUGUUCAGCUUCUUCAGCAACUGCAGCAGCUGCUUCAGAGCGGCGUACCGACAGCAAUGCUGCAGCAAUGGGUGUCCGGGCAGCUUCUCCAAGCCACAGCGCCCGCCGCUCCUACGCGACCUGCUGCUGCUGUUGUCGUCGUCUCCCCGCCAUCUGCGGGACGGCUCUCCCCCACUGCCCUCUCAGCUGCAGCGCUGGGGCAGCCGUUAAGUCCAGGUGUCCCUAGCGGCAGUCGUCCACCGCGCCGGCCCGCGUCGGCCGUGUCCUUUUCUCUUUUCACCAACCAACUCUCUCACACGCAGCAGCAGCGGCAGCAGCUCUCACCACAGCAUGGCACUCCUCUGGACAGUGCCAAUGUCGCUGUCCAACCAUCUUCCGCCGCACCUACUGUUGGAUCCCUGUGCACCGCAAACAGCGGUAGUGUCCCCAGUGCGCUUACGUCAGCCGUUGAUGGCGGCGAGGUUACGCUCGCGCCAGCGAUGUGCAGCGCCACGUCGGUGGCAGCUGUGGUGUUGUCGGAGCCAGAGAUAGGAGCGCCGCUGUCUGGGGCCUCGCUGCCGUGUUCAGCAGGUUCAGCGAUGCUGCCACCACUGGAGAGCGUCCCCAGCUCCGCCGAUGACCCGCUCGCCAGCGGUGCUGGCAACGACGUCGACCUGGCGGCGGCUCACCACCGUGGCGCAGGUGGCAGCUUACUGAAAGCCUCGCAUCCGCACCUGCAGCACUCCCAGUGGCGUUCGUUUCGCAACCAGAGCAGCAGCGGCGUCCGCAGCUCUUCCGCCACCUCACUCGGCGGGAAGAGGCCCGCGACGGUGUCUGGCAUGGGUGCCAACAUCUCCGCUCCCACCAUAAUUCUUCACUCAAAGUCUCCGAGUCCUGCAGGCACCCCGCGGCAUUGCCGCAUUGCUUCUGCACUGCACUCGGCCACGAAAGCAGCGAUUCAUGCGACAACGUCUCAGCUUGUAGCACAGAAUCAGCAGAAGAACAUCUCGCUGCUGCUCGGGGAACGCUUCUCGCGUCACCCCGAAAAUUUUGUCAGGCGCGUGACCACUCGACUGCCUGUCGUCGACAGUGGCUCGCCUGGAACGCCAGCGCUGUCUGAGGCGACUUCGGGAGCGGCCUUAUCGGCGAGAAGGUCACACCCUGGGAGCGACUCCAACACAGACGACGACAUCUGCAGCCUCUCCACUGCGACCACCGCGCUCGAGCGUCUCAACGGGUCGGCUGGGUUGUUGGUCGCGCCACAGACGCGGUCCCCAUCUGUGGCAAGCGUUCCGCUCAGGGUGGCGGAAAGGAGUGUUAUGGCAGCGGUGGAGUUUCCGAGUCGUUGUCUUCCCUUGAUAUCUGUGGCCACAGAGGCUUCUGGCGGUAGUCCGACAAGCAAAUUCUUCACCAGCUGCUCACCGCGUUCCAUUACGUCACCCGCCCUGUUGACUGCGGCCACGGAGCACCCAGGAAACGGCAGCUCUGAGGGGUCGUUUCUCCAAGACCAUCAUAGCGUAAGCGAUGAUCGCGGCGCUUUGUCCAUCGCGCCUUGUGACGGCAAUGACGUCGCUACUUCUGCCCAGGCGCUGUUCUCUGCAUCUGUGGAGUCUGCGCCAGCCCACCAGCGCAGCAACAAUAUUCCUCCAGAGAAGCCUACAGAUGGCGAGGCAGGGGGCCCGCUUAAGCUGUCUCUGCACCAGCGUCGGCUGAGCAGCAGCCUGUCUGGCCUGAUGUCUGGGCGCACGCCGACGGUGGCCAUAGAGGCGGCGGCAGAGGCUGCUUCUGGCGAUGCCGCAGAGCGGGUAGCAGCUGCGGAGGUGCCAGACGUCGUCUUCCUCAUCGAGAUUGACACGGAGGCGACGAGCGCGUCCUGUACCCCCGCCCGAGAAGCGACGCCGCACAACACCUCGUCCCUAUUCAGCGGCGGCGACUCGGGGCAUUUGGCCCAUUCGUGGGGCGGCACUGCUACCCAUGCCGGCGAACGUCCCCAACACCCUCAUCGCGGCUCCAUCUCGACCCUGCCUGCAGUGAGCGCCUCCGCAACUUCGCUCGCGUGGGUGCAGCCAUCACCGAACUCGAGCUCGCCCGCGGCUGCCUUGGCGACGUCGCUCUCGCAGUUUGCGCCGUCGCCAUCCGCGGCGGCUCGAUGCACACACCAGGCAUCUGUGACGCCGUGGCAGACAACCAGCUUCGUCUCCACCACCAGCAGCCACCUGGGCUGUGGUGGCGCGACCGGAGGGCACGGCCCCUCUGUUGCCUUCAACGUCACCCACCGUGAUUCUCUUUCCUUGCAUGACGAAAUACCGAGCCUCGGCAGCGGCCCCACCGCUGGCGUGUCGUCACUCGGUGAGGGCAUGAACGGCAAUCGCCGGGGUCGCUCGUCCGUGCUUCAUCUGAGCCGCUCGUCUAUGAACGGUGGUGUGGACCCCAUGGAGGGCGUUAUGGCAAGCUUCAUCCUGGACGACAUCAACGGUGCGACGCGCCGCUCAGGCCCGCGUUUUUUGCGCUCUUUCUGCCGUCACACACCUGUGCGAGCCAUGGAAAGCGUGGCGCACGCGGCACUGGAGGGACUUGGAGUGCCGUUCAUUGAAGGCAUCGACCACGCCUCAGUCCCCACAAACGUCUUGGCGGUGAUGAACGCAUACGGGUUCACGGACAGACGCGCCUUCUACGUGGCGAUUUGCCUCAACGUGUUUCUGCGUUACGAGUUCGUGCAGCGCUUUGGUUGGAAUGUGCAGAAGCUGAAGAAGUUCCUCGAGGUGGCCGCGACGUACUUCCGCGACGGCAACCCGUUUCAUAACCCAGUGCACGCCGUCGACGUCGUCAUGGCGGCUCACCAGUGGCUCAGUGAGGGGAGCACCGGCGCUGCACUUUCAGAUGACGAGGCAAUGACGUUUUUACUCACCGCCAUGGUACAACAGAUUGCUCACACCGGCGCCGACAACCGCCUGCUUGGGCAACUGAAGCACCCGUACGCGAUGCUGUGCAGCUACGCAUCGCCGCAGCAGGGCGCCACUGUCGCGCUGGUGAUGGCACUACUGAGCCGACCGGAGCUGCACUUUUUUCCCGAUCCCUGCCUCGCCACAGCUCACACUACUGGCACUGGUGGCGUUGCCGACCCGGCCGUUGUGCAGGAGUGGACCAACAGCCGCGAGUUGCAGAUGUAUGACAUGCUCGCUGACCUCAUCAUGGCGACGGACGAGCGCAACCACGCGACACUGAGGCACAACAUCAUGCGUAUGGGGGAGGAGAACGCGCGGCUGCACGGCUGCAUGUGUGCCUCCACCCACGCCGACCGCUCCUACUCUAUCCUCUCGCGCAGCCUGUUUCGUUCUACCUCGCAGGCUGACGUCACGACGCAGCUGCAGUACCCGUCUCCGCAGGGGAACUUCUGUCUUAACUGCUGCGCCUACAUUACUGAUGCGCACGUGCCUGACCUGCUAAAGGCGGUGCUGCACUUCAUCGACUUUGCGUACCUGUUUCGCCCCUACCAGGUGUACUUGUGUGGCAGCAUCGCCUACAUGGCGGAGCUGUACCGGCAGAGCGAGCGAGAGUACGCACUUCUACAACGCUUGCAGGAGCAGCAGCUGCUAAGAGCCUUGACGAGAAGGGCAAGUGGUGAGAGCCUUGGCGAGACAGUGCCGCAACAGCCGUCUGGCGCCCAAAGCCCCGGCGCUCCCUUCUCCGCUCCGACGACAGACGCGUACACGCCGGCAGUGACGUUUGCCACGGCACUUCUGGCAGAGCAACAACCUUGGCGACAAGGCGUUGCUCAAGCCUCCACCAUGACCUCGUUGCAGCGCAGCAGUGACGAGGUCACGGUAGCUGCCGACACCCCGCCGCCAUCGUGCCGUGCAACGGUGGUGACGCUGCCGAGCGAGAUGACAGCGAGUCACCACGCUGUGAGUCCGUCGCCGCUGACACUGCAGGUGACGAGGGCGCCACCGGAUGAGGGCGCUGCCGCCUCGAAUACACUUGACAGGGCGACACGCGCGCAGCCCCUCAAGGGGCUCGGCCGCGAUAUUGUGCUCAUUAGUAUGGAGGACUUGUGUCUGCCCUUCCUCGAGCAGCUAGCCCCGUACAUGCCGGAGGCGUGGGUGGCGGCCAGUUACCAGAACCAUCAGCGGCUGAUGAAGUCUCUGCCAACCCCAGAGAAAUUUGAUGAGGUGGUUAAUCGAUUUCUUGAUUUUGGCGUGGCCACAGAGGCGGAGCUCCUCGAGGAGGAUACCGAAAAAGAGGGUGAGAUCGAGGAUGAGGAGGCCGACUCACUCGCUGCGAUGUGCCCUUUCACGCUACCGUGGCGCCUGCUGCGUCCGGUGCGCCCCAUUGCAGCAGAGUGGACGGCAGACAAGGAUGGGGUGAUGCGACGCGUGGUGAGGGAGAUUAUGAGAGGUCCCACGCAACUGCUGAAAGAAAGCGACGAUAUCUGA
Molecule: messenger RNA, 4899 nt
Organism: Leishmania braziliensis MHOM/BR/75/M2904
Lineage: Eukaryota; Euglenozoa; Kinetoplastea; Trypanosomatida; Trypanosomatidae
Exons: 1
Coding region: 1-4899 (1632 amino acids)
Biological process (GO): signal transduction
Molecular function (GO): 3',5'-cyclic-nucleotide phosphodiesterase activity
Source: RefSeq, a predicted model, not a curated record